CGAAAGUUAGCACAUGCGUAAAAUGCGCUCCGCCAUGUUUGUUGUCAUAAACAAUUUCACCAGCAAAAAAUGUAAGUCCAUCUGAGCGCACCUUAUCUUUCGGUAGUUUUAUAAAAGAUAUAUCCCAAAUAUGGGGGCUGGUGCGAGCAAAGGACCGGCAGUUGGUGUGCCCGUGAACCCCAGGGUCCAGUACACGGAUGAACUCGCCCAAAAAGAAGGGAAGACCCUAGUCAUAGAUGCACCCAAUUUAAUGGACCUGAAUCAUGGCACUGUGAGAUACAGAUAUGUGGAGGAUGAGACUGCCCCCAAGAAGAAGCAGAAAAGGACAGAAAAACCACAUGAAGUAGACAAAAAACAGAUGAAGCAUGGGUAUUUUUAUCAUGCCAAACUGAAUGAUUAUAGUGAAGAUGCUGGUUAUCAAAAGGAAGAUUCUUUCAAGUUUUGUUAUGUCAACAAAGGCCCAGAAAGUGCAAAAAAGAAGAAAUUAUAUUAUGUAUAUGGAAAGGGUCUAAAUGCCAGAGAUACAAGAUUUGACAAGCACACAAAAGAAGAUAAACCCCAGGGAAUUGGUUAUGCCUGGCCUAAGUCAUUCCGACAACCUCAUCACGUCUAUUAUCAACUAAUCUUUGUGAAACAAGAUGCAGAAUUGCCUGUGAUUGAAGGAGAAGAUGAGGAGGAAGAGGAUGUCCAACCAGAAGCUGAAAUUUCAGAGAAGGAAAAAGUUGUAGGGAUGAAAGUGAAAAGCUCUGACUCUGUAAAGGAUGUAAAGAGCCGUCUUGCUAUACGCUUGUUAAAGUCAGUUGACCACAUCCACUUAAGUGUAGGCAGUGAGGAAGCAAGGGAUGAAGAUCAACUACAGACAUUACGUAAAGAAUCUGAUGGUGAAUGGAAAAGAUUCCGUAUUCAGCUGAUGGCUGUGUGAAACUACUGGGAUUUUAAGUUCCAGUAUAGAAAAAUACUGUGUCAGAUAUUUAAUGAUGCAUUAUAUUUGAUCAUUCUUAUGCCUGAUGCUGUGUGAUAUUUCUUAGUAAAUACACAUAUCUGCAGUAAAACAUCAGUUGAUUAUAAUCUGUUUGCAAGAAAUUGUUGUUGGCAUAUAUAUAAAUGUGCAAGUAUUUUAAUCGGAGAAAAAAAACAUAUACAUAAAAAAAUUAACCAAGCUGGUCUUGUUUGGCUUGAAUAGGUUCAGGAAAUGGGUGAUAUAUUUUUCAUGCAUAUCUGUCAUGUAAUAGAUGUAGCUAUGUGUUUCCUUUCUCAGUACUUGUAUCAGCAUUUGUUAGGUAGUGUGCAAUUAUAUUUACAACCAGCUUAAGUAUAAUGUAAUGUUGAUUAUGGCCAAGUCACACUAAGGACACAUUAUCUUAUACAUCAUACAAAGCCAUGUAACUUCAGCAAUGAAUUGUUUUAACUGAAAGCCACUGAAAAAAAAAUCAAGCAACAACUUAAUGCAGCUUAUAAGUUGAAGUUCACAUGCAAUGAGGUUUACAGUUGAAGUGGCUGCAAUAUAAAUUGUGUUGGAACACUGAAAUAUCUCAGAAUCAAAGACUUGUGUAACAGCAGGGAAGAUUUACCUGCAAAUAUGCAGCAGUCUCAGACACUAUUUCCAGUGAGGUAAAUUCCUAUCUGUGGGCUAGAGGGUGGGUUACUGGGGUAUAAUUGAUGAGUUAAUUAUUACUGAUUACUGAAGAGUAGUGCUGAUGCAGAGUAUAAACUUUUAAGUGGGCUGGUCCUCUUGGUUUAUACUGUAAUGGAAAGGGUGUACGUUUUAUUUAUCUUAAAUGUUUAAGAUCGCUUUACUUA
Lingula anatina is the source of this 1800-nucleotide messenger RNA. RefSeq lists its product as uncharacterized. The record is from RefSeq and is a predicted model, not a curated record. Lineage: Eukaryota; Metazoa; Brachiopoda; Lingulata; Lingulida; Lingulidae.